Parathielavia appendiculata is the source of this 966-nucleotide messenger RNA. Its product is annotated as phytanoyl-CoA dioxygenase. Lineage: Eukaryota; Fungi; Ascomycota; Sordariomycetes; Sordariales; Chaetomiaceae. The transcript has a single exon. The record is from RefSeq and is a predicted model, not a curated record. The coding region runs from base 1 to 966 and encodes 321 amino acids.
AUGUCCUCGGAUACAGCCCCCGAAGAAGGGCUCACCCCCGACCAACUGGCCGCCUUCCAGCGCGACGGCUACCUGAUCAUCCCCGACGCGCUCUCCCCCUCAACCGUCUCCUCCCUCCUCGCCGAAACACAGCGGCUGCUUGACACGCUGGACCUGUCCACGCACCCGCUCACGCGCUUCCGCACGGGCGGCGAAACAGGCGACGACCACGUCGGCGACGACUACUUCCUCAGCUCGGGCGACAAGAUCCGCUUCUUUCUAGAAGACGACGCCUUUGACUCGUCGGGCAACCUCAUCAAGCCCAAACACCGCGCCGUCAACAAGAUUGGCCACUACCUGCACGUGCUGUCGCCGCCCUUUGCCUCCCUCUUAUCGGGUUCUGAUAAUGAAGGCAUGAAGGCCAGCCCCGCGGCCGUCGCCCGGUCUUUGGGGUUCACCGACCCGCGCGUGCUACAGAGCAUGGUUAUCUGCAAGCAGCCCGAGAUCGGCGGCGCGGUGCCUCCGCAUAUGGACUCGACCUUCUUGUACACGGACCCGCCCAGCGCCGUCGGGUUCUGGUAUGCGCUCGAGGAUGCCACGCUCGAGAACGGGUGUUUAAGUUUCCUGCCGGGCUCGCACCGCUGGGCGCCCGUCGAGAAGCGGUUGGUGAGGAAGGAUGCCGAAAUCAAGGAUGGGAAGGGGACCGAGAUGGUGGCGAAUCAAGGGAGUAAGUUUCCUAAGGGGGAGGGUUAUGGUGAGGAGCUCCAAAAUGAGAAUGGGCAAGCCGAGUAUGUGUCUGGGGAGGUCAAGGCUGGGUCGUUGGUGCUGAUCCAUGGGAAUCUGCUGCACAAGAGCGAGAAGAAUACGAGUCAGAAGGGGAGGAUCAUCUACACGUUCCAUAUCAUUGAGGGCGCCGAGGGGUUUGAGUAUGAUAAGCGGAACUGGUUGCAGCCGCCAGCAGAGGGGUUCACAGCACUAUAUGGUUAG